Molecule: messenger RNA, 1796 nt
Organism: Daucus carota subsp. sativus
Lineage: Eukaryota; Viridiplantae; Streptophyta; Magnoliopsida; Apiales; Apiaceae
Product: cytokinin hydroxylase-like
Exons: 4
Coding region: 74-1645 (523 amino acids)
Molecular function (GO): oxidoreductase activity, acting on paired donors, with incorporation or reduction of molecular oxygen; iron ion binding; heme binding
Source: RefSeq, a predicted model, not a curated record
UCAACCCCAUGUGAGAAAACAUUAACAGAUACAAGCUUAUUCGAGAAAGAGAGAAGCUAGAUUAUCUAAAGCCAUGGAAUUGAACUGGGUUUUCAAAAAUGUUGGAUUAGCCAUCGCGACGAUGCUUCUCCUGGUCUUGUGUAAAAUAGUUUUAAGCUUCUGGUUAUGGCCCAACAUAGCAUACCAGAAGCUUAAAAGGAGUGGCAUAAACGGCCCUUCUCCAAGUUUUCCUAUGGGAAACAUCACUCAUAUGGUAGCUAUAUCAAAGAAAAGCAAACAAUCUCCCGUUAAUACCAAUUUGACCACCCACGAUAAUUAUUCAACGGUCUUUCCCUACUUUGCUUUAUGGCAGAAAUCUUUCGGAAAGGUGUUUGUGUACUGGCUAGGAACCGAACCAUUUUUGUACGUUUCGGAUGCGGAGUUUCUGAAGCAAAUGAAUGCAGCUGUUCCGGGGAAGAAUUGGGGAAAAUCAAAUCUUUUCAGAAAUGAUCGGAAACCAAUGUUUGGAAGUGGCUUAGUAAUGGCUGAAGGUGAGGAUUGGGUUCGUCAUCGGAAUGUUCUUACGCCAGCUUUCUUACCGGCCAACCUUAAGGCCUUGGCAAGCUUAAUGGUAGCAUCAACAAAUAAUAUGAUAGACCGAUGCACCAACAUUAUCAACUCUGGGCAGCAAGAAAUUGAUUUCGAAAAAGAAAUGAUAACGACAACAGGGGAGAUUAUAGCCAAGACCAGCUUCGGUAUGAGCUACGAGAAUGGUAGAAAGGUGCUGGAGAGACUAAGAGCUAUGCAACAAGCUCUGUUCAAUUCCAACCGUUAUGUUGGAGUACCAUUUAGUAAGUUUUUGUGCCUGGAGAAAUACCGGGAAGCAAAAAGACUAGGUGACGAGAUUGAUGCUCUUCUUCUGGCGCUUAUAGAAGACAAAACUAAAUCAAAGAAAGAUGGAGAUCAAUCUUGUUUUUCUGCUGAUCGUGAGAAGAAUUUGUUGGACAUUAUGCUAGCUGAUUACGAGAGUGCUAAGUCGUUAACAACUAAAGAAAUGGUGGAUGAGUGCAAAACAUUUUUCUUCGGUGGCCAUGAAACAACAGCUUUGGCACUGACAUGGACUCUGUUCCUCUUGGCCGUGCAUCCCGAGUGGCAAAAUCAACUCAGGGAAGAGAUCAAACAAGUUGUAGGAGAUCAAGUUGUAGAUGCCAGCAUGGUUAAUAACCUUAAGAAGAUGGGGUGGGUAAUGAAUGAAGCUCUACGAUUAUAUCCGCCUGCGCCUAACCUACAAAGACAAGCAAGAGAUAACAUUCAGGUAAACGAGGUGAUUAUCCCUAAAGACACCAAUAUCUUGAUUGAUGUUAUGGCAAUUAUGCACGAUCGUGGCUUUUGGGGCGACACAGUCCACCAAUUUAGGCCUGAGAGAUUUGAGCCUGAUAACUUAUAUGGAGGAUGCGAACACAAGAUGGGGUAUGUGCCUUUUGGUUUUGGAGGAAGAAUGUGCAUUGGUAGAAACCUUGCAAUCAUGGAGUACAAGAUUGUGUUAACCUUAAUCUUGAGUAGGUUUUCGUUCUCGCUUUCACCUUUCUACACUCAUUCCCCUGCCAUCAUGUUGUCUCUUAGGCCUGCCAAGGGAAUGCCCCUCGUGGUUCAACCUUUGUAUUAGGUUGGCACUCCGGCAGGUUAGAUUAAUUUUCGAUUGUGUGCUUUCCAAAUAACGUGGACAAUUGUAAGCAGACAUAUUCUAGACCUUGCAAUCUUAGAUUGUCUGUUGCUAAAUAACAUUUCAUAUUAUUACUUAUAUAUGUGUUUCUAGU